This is a messenger RNA of Camelus dromedarius (Arabian camel), 3577 nucleotides long. It is a transcript of the gene ARF3, whose product is annotated as ADP ribosylation factor 3. Gene Ontology annotation, cellular component: plasma membrane; cytoplasm. Gene Ontology annotation, biological process: vesicle-mediated transport; intracellular protein transport. Lineage: Eukaryota; Metazoa; Chordata; Mammalia; Artiodactyla; Camelidae. Bases 302 to 847 code for a protein of 181 amino acids. The record is from RefSeq and is a predicted model, not a curated record. Gene Ontology annotation, molecular function: GTP binding; GTPase activity. The transcript is spliced from 5 exons.
UAUCCAAGUCUGGGGGUAGGGGUGCGCCGCACUGCUCCUGUCGCCGUCGCGGCUUCCGGUGCUAGGUGGAGGGAAGGAAGGAGGGAGCCGGGAGCGGGGCCAGGGGAGCAGCCGCGCCGAAAUCGGCUGGGGGAGCCGGAGAGAGUGGAGCCAGAGCCGAGCGGAACCUGCGGGGGCGGAGGCGGCGGCCGCAGCGUCGGAGCUGGGAGCAGGAACAGGAUCAAGUCCUCCAUACCAGGGACCAGGCCAAAACCAGACUGCCACUGCGCCCAACUGUCCUCAGAAAGCGACUACUGUGAUCAUGGGUAAUAUCUUCGGAAACCUUCUCAAGAGCCUUAUUGGGAAGAAGGAGAUGCGCAUCCUGAUGGUGGGCCUGGAUGCCGCAGGAAAGACCACCAUCCUGUACAAGCUGAAGCUGGGCGAGAUCGUCACCACCAUCCCCACCAUUGGGUUCAACGUGGAGACGGUGGAGUACAAGAACAUCAGCUUCACAGUUUGGGAUGUGGGUGGCCAGGACAAGAUCCGACCUCUCUGGAGACACUACUUCCAGAACACUCAAGGGUUGAUAUUUGUGGUCGACAGCAAUGAUCGGGAGCGAGUAAACGAGGCUCGGGAGGAGCUGAUGAGGAUGCUGGCAGAGGAUGAGCUCCGGGAUGCUGUGCUCCUUGUCUUUGCGAACAAACAGGAUUUGCCUAAUGCUAUGAAUGCUGCUGAGAUCACAGACAAGUUGGGCCUGCAUUCCCUGCGUCACCGCAACUGGUACAUUCAGGCCACCUGUGCCACCAGCGGGGAUGGGCUGUACGAAGGCCUGGACUGGCUGGCCAAUCAGCUCAAAAACAAGAAGUGAGAACCAGGCAGCCUGAUCUGACCACCCCACCCACCCCUACUGUCUCCCUGCCCCAGCCCUAUCCUUUCCUUCCUGUUGCCAGUGUGGCCAGGGCCCUGGGUGUCAUGUCCGCAUGCCCAACAAGAGCCUUGCCUCCCCUGCCCUUCCCUCCCUCAUCCAUGACCAGUCCCCAAUUGCUGUCCUGAUGAUGAAUCAUUCCAAUUUACCGGAUUUAAAACAAAAACAAGGUUGUUAUGGUUUCAUGGGGUGGUCCCCCCUGAAGCGCUGGGGUUUGGGAGGUGGGGUGGGGUAUUCUCUCCGUUUGCUUCGUUUGGCUCUGGUUGCUGUGCUCCUGGCAUCUGAGUCCCUCCCCUCUUCCCAUAGGCUCCUCCCCUACUCCCUGUCUUCCUUUCCUUUGCCGCUCUCUCCCUGUUCUACAUGGAAAUUGCACGGGCCUCUCUGUGUGUGCGUGCAUGUGUGCGCGUGUAUAUACCUGUAUAGAGAGAUAUAUAUGGGGCCGUGGAGGGGUGGAGUGCAGCUCAGGGCUUGGAGCCAGCACACGGCCCACUCUAGCUGAUCAUCUGCCCCUCCCAUGUUGGUGAGAUAAAGGAAGGAGGUGGAGGGAAGGCUGCCCCAGUCCUGCACUGGUUCCUCUCCUCUUUGCAGGUCAGUUUUCCUGGCUCAUAGGACAGAAGGAUUUUCCACUAUUAUCUUCCUUUACCUGUCUCUCCACCCCACUUAGGACAGAGAGGGUGGCAUUUAUCUCUAAAUGACUGUUCCCAAGGAGAUACCGUUCUGCCCUGCCUUGCUAGUGGGAAGGAGAGAGGAACCUACUCACUCUUAUAAGCUCAGAGUGUUCAGCUGAUUCUCCCCCUCAUCCUUCGAUCUGUUCCUCAGGAGCUUGAAGAGGGAGGUGGGGAUAGCAAGAUCUUGGGGUGUAUUUGGGACCCAGGGCACUGGGGAGAGGGCCUCAGGUUUUCUAUCUUCAUCCUUCUUUGUUAUUAGGAGAAGGUGAAACACAGAUCAGUACUAUUCCUGCCUUCUUGUCCCCCCUCCCGACCCCCCCAACUUCUGAUCUUGGAGCUGGGCUCACCUGUCCUUUGUCAGAAGUUUCCUCACCCUGUUAGUUCUGCUGGCCUGACCAGAGCUGGCAGGCUGGUUUAAUGGUGGAGUAGGGGAGUGGGGGAUGACAUAACAGACCUCAGUAUCAAUCCCUACAUUCUUCAGUUCUCUUUUUCUUGUCCAGGAUGUGCUGAAGGAUGAAAAUUCUCUGUUCUGUUUCUAGACCCUCAGACCAUCCUCCAUCUAUUCCAACAGCUUUUCCCUGCUCUCUUCACCCACUCUCAUAAAGGGAUCUGGGCAUUGGAGUGGAGGAAAAAGAGCUCUGGAGUGGUUGUUGGUGCUAGUGGGAUGCAGUGGUCUUCAGAGUCCUCCCUCCAUUAUGUAUUUGUUCAGAAGCUGCUGCUACUGCGUCUCUGUCUAUGGGAGGCGCUUGUCACUGAGAUCCUGGCCUGGGUCCUGACUUCUGCGGUUUCUGUGAAGCCGUGGCUUUUCUGUGGGCUCCUGUGUGUGCUGGCUGCGCCCUGAGCUCCAAGACGGCCAUCCAUAACCUUUCCGCUAAGGUCAGGGCCCAGGGGCCCUAUAACGUGGCUGAGGGACCCCUUCCCAGAAAGGCUGUCCCAAGCCCCACCCCAUAGGGCCAGGCUUCCUGCCACCUUUGUCUACAACAAGGCAGAUCAAUACGCCCCACCCCACCCCAGAUUGAACUGUGAAAGAGAGGUUGCAGGGGUGUCUCCCUCAGUGCCAGCUCCUUAGUGAUGUGUUACUACCCAAGAUGCAGUGGGUGUAUGCAGGUCUCUUUCUCUCUAGGCCUUUGUGUGUUGUGUGUGUGUGUGAGUGUGUGUGUGUCUGGUGGCGGGGGGUGGGGGGUGCUGGAGCUUCUAUUUCGUUUUAACAUGCAUUCACUCCCCUGACCCCACAUUCACUCCCUUGACCCCACAGAUCCUUCCCUCUACACUUUUUCUUUGCCUCUGUCUCUAUUUUGUCAGAUUUUUUUGCACCUGCUCCUGUUGCCUCUCCCUCCCUGAAAUUUUCCUUUGCCUUCUCAGCUUAUUGAACUGCUGUUGCCUGUUUGUCUCCUUUCUCCUUGGUUUCCUACGUAGGAUUCCUCACUCUAUAUCUCUGUGGUUGGUGAGGACUUCACCUCUUCUCCUGCCUCCCUCUCUCUCUGACCCUCCUUAGAUACCAGUCCCAAAUAGGUUUUUCUCAUUUUAAGCCCACCUUGGUUUUUAGGACUAAGGGUGUUAAGAAGCAGCCUUUGAGGUUGCCUUGGUGCUGCUCGAGGAUCUGUCCAGCAGGGGGCAGUAAGUGAUCUUGAUAGUAUCCCUAGCUGCUGGCCCUUGGCAGGGGCGGCCCUUUCUACGUUCCCAUUCACCUAAAAGCUCUUGGGAUUGUAUAUUUCAUUCCAUUUCUGCCCACUCCCUCCCCCACUCUCCUCUGGUAGGUUUAGUUUUAUGCUUUCCUUUGUUCCAGCCUUUCUUCUCCCUGGGGAUUCCCCCUAUUUCCCCCCCCCCCCAAGUUUGUUUGUGGUGUUAUAGUGGUAACUGCAGUUCUGAACUGGUUUUUCUCUUUUUUUUCCUUCCUCUGGAAUGUAGACUGUACAUGUUUAUAACUCACCUUCUCUCUCCUUGCUCAAAAUGUGGGGUACGCGAUGACUGUGACCCUGGUUGGAAAUUAAACUUGUUUUAUGCA